CGUUACCGAAAUCGGCGCUCCCCAUUUAAAAAUCUCCCCCACUUCGCUUCAUCCUCCUCUACUCAACCCCUUAACAAACUAGCCGUUGCUCUGACUCUCCCUCUCCCCCCCUCUAAUGGCUGCCACUUCGCUAGAUUCCCCAAAAUCUGCCCUCAUCAAGGAUGGCACAGCGAUUGGAGCUUCUCCUUCCCCUUCGUCUUCCUCUCCUCUGUUCAGUCCCUCCUCCGACAAGCGAUUCUGGAGCACUCUCCGCGGUCGGAUGGACAUGCUCCUCGAGAGCCGGGAGACGAAAUUACCGUCCGGCUCCGGCCCUGUGCUGCCGACCCAGAUUAGCGUUGGAAGUUCGGAGCGGGCGAAGCGGCUGAAGGAGGACUCGAUGCUUCUGCUGAGGGGGUUCGACUCGGUAGCCAACACAUUGUCUCAGUUGUCUGACAAUAUCGACAAUGCCCUUCAAGGAGCUAGAGAUCUAGCCAAACCACCGACGUUGACUGAUAUAUACCACAGCAAUCUGAGAAACACAGAAAGCACCACCGAUGCUGUGAAGGAGCAUGUUAAGGAGGACGAACAGGGCGCGAAAUUUUUAAAGAGGAAGUUUGAUUCCAGCAGUUGCCAUGAUGAUCAACACGAUGACUCGGGCAAGGAAGUUGCUCGGGGCCAGAAAAUGGCAAAGAUGACUAGAGCCAAAAAUCUUGCUAUAUCAAUGGCAACAAAAGCAGCUUCACUUGCCAGGGAACUCAAGUCGAUGAAAUCAGUCUUAAACUUCGUACAGGAACGAUGUGCCUUGCUCGAGGAAGAGAACAGAAGGAUUCGAGAUGGAUUAUCUAAUGGGAUCCAGCCUGAGGAAGAUGAUUUGGUGAGGCUUCAGCUGGAAACACUGCUAGCUGAGAAAUCGAGACUUGCAAAUGAGAAUGCAAACUUGAUUCGAGAAAACCAAUGCCUCAAUCAGCUGGUCACAUAUCAUCAGCUAAACUCGCAGGAUCUUUCUGCAUCUUAUGAGGAAUUUAUUCAUGGAAUGUGCUUAGACUUCUCAUCUCCAACAUCACCCAUAGCAGAAGAUGAUGAGGAGAGAGCUCUUCGUGGGUCCUCUCCAAAGGAUAUCUUUGGUAUCUCUGCUUCCUCGAUGAACUGUUCGAGCAGGAGCAGCAGCAACAGCAUGCAGAGCAAUCACAGGCAGGCUAAUCACUGCUGUCAGAUUUUCGUUGAAUGUUAACAAAUAAGACUUUAUCCUGUUUCCCUCGAGUUAGAUGAAUAGUGUAAUAUUUUUCUACAUGGGUAGAAUAAGAUGAUGAAAAAAAAAUAUCCUUUUGUUCGGAAAACUCGUGCAAUCUCAUAUUCUCAUGCAUUCUUGAGAAUUUGCUUAUUCUGAUUCUAGUGUACAAAUAUUAUGAAGAAAAAACUUGAGUAUAAA
Molecule: messenger RNA, 1408 nt
Organism: Punica granatum (pomegranate)
Lineage: Eukaryota; Viridiplantae; Streptophyta; Magnoliopsida; Myrtales; Lythraceae
Source: RefSeq, a predicted model, not a curated record